This is a messenger RNA of Nomia melanderi (Alkali bee), 3055 nucleotides long. RefSeq names its product membrane-attack complex domain containing protein torso-like (gene tsl). Lineage: Eukaryota; Metazoa; Arthropoda; Insecta; Hymenoptera; Halictidae. The record is from RefSeq and is a predicted model, not a curated record.
UUAUACCCCAGGAUGCGCUCCUGCAAGAACAAUCACGUUUUACCGUAUUAGCUGACGCCACGAAGCUAUUCUCCAUUCACGGUGUUCUCCGUCGUUCUCCCGUUCCCAUUCUUCCGAGUUCUCCGCGAGUGGGAUUGCCACCCGCCAUUAAAUCGGGAACAGUCUCGCGAAACGUAACGCAAAGUUUCCCGUCGAUAUUCGAAUCAGAGGUUCCAGUGCAAAGACAGCGAGGAUUACCGCAGGCCGAGCCAACAAAACCACUGACCGCGUAAUUAUCAGCGGUAGCCGGGACAGAAAAGCCAUGUUCAACAAGUAAUCAACGACCGGCGGUGUCUCCAGCGGCGCAACGGUGCAAAACAAUCGCAACGCCAGGACGACUGCCAGGUUGGAAGAAGUCCAAAGCCUCGAAGCAGCCUUUGCGUGUUACACGAUACACGCAUGAAUGACACUGUACAGCGAUGUCUGUUCCGGGACCUUGAUCUUGGAACACUUUCCCGCGCGAAGAAAAGAACACCAAGGACCGAACGAUUCACCUUCGGCUGAUGGAAAUUUCAAUAUGAUGUUAAUCGACUCGGGUAAAAAAUCAUUCCACUUAUGCGCGCCGCAUAGCUGACAUAGCUGGUAAUGCGGAAACGAUCAAGUUGUACUUUUGGACACAAGUUUCGAUGGAUGCCAUGACCGGAUGAUAGACGCGCAGUCUACUUGGAGCAAUACCGUUAACGCUGAGUGGCAUAUAAAUCGUAGCCAGCGUGCAUAGCAAUCAAUCGCGUCACCUGGACUUUAUCAAGAUGUACAGACUCGCCUGCACGCGAUCGAACGAGCCGGACGAACUAUUACCUUGAUGGAGGGUCGGACAGCACCAACAGCUAACUUUUCCUGGUCACCUGGAGACUCAAGACGAAGAAAAACGCCGGAUCCUGAACAAGCGCGGAUUUUAUCCUGUCCCGCAGUGGUCCUUUCUCUGAAGGGUCACCAGAGAGAACGCUAAUAGACCAAGGUGUUCGUCCGGCGAUCAGGUGGGGAUGAAGGUCGCACGCUGCCUCGUGCAAAUGCCUCGGGAACGUACACCUAGACCUACAAAACGAGAUUACACGGGGCUAUCUACCGGCAACCCGUUGCAUCGCGUAUCCACGCGUGCACUCGCCAGACGCCGACAGACACUGUGAACCGGGAACGGAGAACGCACCUCUCGCUGCAAUCUGAUAGAAGCAUCCAAGAUCAUCCGAUACUGCGGAAGGUGGUACCACCGCAGGCAGCCGCGAGAGAUGUGGUCACGAACGCGAUUCUUGGUCCUGGCGUGGAUGCUCGCGUUGCUAGUGGGAGCGCGGGUCAGCGACGGGUCGCAGGGGCCGCGUCUCGGCGGCGCCGUGAACAUCUUCAGCCGAUACGGCUACCUGAGCAUCAGUAUGAGAGUGUUGCCCAGAAACGACACCGACACCUGGAUAUUCCGGGAGCCGACGCUAGACGUUUUCAUGAAUCCGGUUCGGACGGCGACCAGACAGCGCCAGCAGACCACGGUCUUCGACGGUGAUUUCCAUAUGGAAUUCUGCGACAACAUCCGGCAACUUUUACAGGCCUACUUCCGGGAUUUCACGUUCGAAAAGCUGGAGAGGCCAUGGCGGGCGUUCACCGGUAGCUGGUCGAAAGCCGCUAUUGCCCGUCACCUGGGCAUCAACGCUUCGUUCAUCAAUGGCGAGCAUUGUUACGUGCUAGUGCGAGUCGCCAGGUUCCGAGAAACCGAGAAGCUGGCUGGCACGGCGGAGUCGAUGAUCCUAGACGAAGCCGUUUUUAGAGAAACGAAGAACGUCACGGUCGGUGACACCGCCAGCGUUGUUCGAUUCAUCAAAAACUUCGGCUCGCACUACAUCGCUGCCUAUGUCACAGGGAAUUCAUUGUACCAGGUGUUUGUCUACACGCCUCAAGCGUACCUUCGCAUAAAGGAGCGUUUGAAGACAGGCGGCGUCGCAAACCUAUCGAAUCUCGAGUUAAGCAAUUACUUUUCACCGUGGUACGCCGAGCAUAUCGGCGCGAUUCAGGCAGCGAGCGGGAACCGUACCGUUGAAGCAUGGGCAGUGGAACAGCUCCGGAAUCAAUAUUACCUUUUCUCACACGCUAGUUUGCUGAAAUUGCACGGAGAUGCGACGCUGUUGAAGAAACUCGACGAACUUCUUGGUAACGAGGCGUUGUUGCAGCUGCAAUUACGAACGUUGGCUCCCAUCUUCAACGAUACUCAGCGACGCGAAUGGUUCCUCGAGGUGAUCGAUAAUUACUUUAAGUUAUGGGAAGUGAACAUGUGAAGUGUACCAUUGCGAAAAGAAGCAUACGAACAAUUGGUACAGCUUCGUUUCACUUAUGUGACCCGACUCGCCCAUGGGAAGCAACGAUGUCCAUGCAUUUAGAAAAUGAAUGAGAAAGUAUCAAUGACUUCCAGCAAGGAGCAAUCGCCUGUAGCGCGAAGGGGCAUCACAGUUCUCUGGGUCGCUGUCAAUCGAGAUCCACUUCGAAAGUUCACUACCGUUUUCCGUCGAACGGAUACUAGGAUGUAGUAGAGAAACGACCAACUAUCAUGUUGUUAUAAAUAAGUAUUUAUUAUUAUAAUCGAUAAUAGAAAACAUUUUUAUACAAACGUUUUAAAUAUAUCACAAGCAUUUUUCGCAAAAGUGUCUUGACUGAAAAAUAAGCGACGUCUUGUUUCUCUGAUUUUGUUAUGUUCUAGAUAGUAGACGUAUUGCUUUAAUACAGUUAAUCUCGGAGGGUACUUCGAUAAACGAAGAAACAAGACUCGCGACGUUUUUCUUUUUUGUAUUGAGUUUGACUACAUUUCUCGAGCGUGGAGAAAUUUAGUUGAGGAACCAAUUUAUGUGAAAGUAAAUAUACACAGUACGCGUUUCGCGAUUAAUUUGAGACUUUAAAAGUCAUGGACGUUUCUAGUAGAAUUGAAGUAAAUCAAUAUAAAUAUCGAGUAUGAAUAAACAGAAUGUUAGUGUGUAUAUUCCUUACAAAGUCAAAAUUUAUUUUAUUGGCACGGUGAGAUGACUGAUGAAUGGAACUUAUG